Molecule: messenger RNA, 787 nt
Organism: Cynara cardunculus var. scolymus (artichoke)
Lineage: Eukaryota; Viridiplantae; Streptophyta; Magnoliopsida; Asterales; Asteraceae
Product: bifunctional bis(5'-adenosyl)-triphosphatase/adenylylsulfatase FHIT-like
Exons: 5
Coding region: 87-554 (155 amino acids)
Molecular function (GO): catalytic activity
Source: RefSeq, a predicted model, not a curated record
GUGGGCAUAAUAAGGUAAAGGAAGCAUCAUCAUCUUGUUACAGCAGUUCUCCAGCGAAGAACAUACAUCGUAUUCAAAAGACGCAAAUGUAUUAUAGUUUUGGACCUCAUAAAAUCGAUGUGGAGGACGUGUUCUACACCACCGAUCUUAUAUUCGUUUUUGUGAAUCUACGCCCUGUUCUUCCUGGUCAUGUGCUGGUUUGCCCAAAGCGUGAAGUAAAGCGAUUUGCUGACCUUACGAUAGAGGAGACUAUUGAUUUGUGGGUUACAGCUAAAAGAAUCAGUAAUCUGCUCGAGAACUACCACAAUGCAUCUUCUCUCACGUUUACGAUCCAAGAUGGGCCGCAAGCAGGCCAAUCGGUUCCACAUGUUCAUGUCCAUAUUGUCCCACGGAAAGUUGGAGACUUUGAGAAUAAUGAUGAUAUCUAUGAAGCAAUCGAUGAGACGGAAAAGGAGUUAGCAGAGAAGACACUAGACUUGGACAAGAAGCGGAAGGAUAGAAGUGUGGAGGAGAGGGUUCACGAAGCCACUCAAUACCGGAAGCUUCUCUUAUAGUUUAAGGUACCACAACCUACAAACGUAUGCCAAUUAAGCCAGCCAUGGCAGUUAAGGUAGUUAAUUACAUGGCAGUUAUGGUAGUUAAUAAUGGAAGCAGUUUCGCUAACCUAUGAAAGGGUGCGAUGAUUGGCUUAGAGGGUGUUACCCUUUCAAUAUCUAUUUAUUGUAAACUUUAUAUUGUAUUUGUGACUAAUGAAAUUAUAAUAAAACAGAAGGUUUGCUUGGUAUCA